AUGGCUUUCUUCGCUCCCUUGAUCAUCUCUAUCAUACUUCUUGCAGCAAUAUCAUCCUACACCAUUCGGCUGAACCAAAACAUCAAACUCGCGAAGCAAAUUGGGCUCCCCUACAUCAUCUUACCCUGGCACACUGACACAGUCACUUGGUUCAUCCUUGCUCCAUGGACUAUCCCAAUCUUGAAUCACUGUCUGCCAUCAUUCCUCACUCGAAAAUGGCUUAAGUUCAUGGACCCCUUCUGGACAUGGCACCUUCGUUAUAGUCCCUUUCAGGAGAGAGCCAACUAUUCCUUCCUCUCGGUUUCGGCUUGGGGUCUGGCCUUGAAUACGUGCUCUCCGGAGAUUAUUGCUCAGUUUGGGUAUAAUCGUAGGGAUUUCAGCAAGCCUAUUGAAAUGUAUUCGAUUGUGGAAACGUUUGGACCUAACUUGAUCUCGACUGAUGGCCCUCACUGGAAGCAUCAGCGCCGAAUCAUUCAACCUUCUUUCAACGAAGCAAACAAUAUACUGGCGUGGGGUGAAACCGUUUUUCAGACUACUGCACUAGUCAAGAAGUGGGUUCGUGAAAUGGAUACAUUGGGCAAAGACGAGUACUUGAACUUUCAUGAUGAUUUGAGACAGUUGGCAUUGCACGUUGUUGCCCGGGGAACUUUUGGGGAGAGAAUCUUCUGGGCCAAUGACAAUUUGAAUGCCAAACACGGUAAUACUGAGAACCAAAGCAAACAUAGCAUGAGCCUUGGACAAGCAACAUUGGCGAUUGUCAGUGAUUUGAAGUGGCUGUUCAUCCUGCCACCAUGGAUCUUAAAAUGGGCACCUUCGAAACACCUUAAUAAGAUCUGGAUGGGGUAUCACGAAAUCGAUCGACAUAUGCAAGAACGUAUCAGAAAUCGCCAGAUCUCUAGAAACGAAGGCAAGGAGGAACGGCAUGGACACGAUAUACUUGGUUCUCUCAUCUCCACAAUCCAGAAGUCGUCCUCGCACAACGAUCUUCGACUAGGGUUAACACAUCAGGAAAUCGUUUCAAAUGUGUUCGUUUCGCUCAUGGCUGGCCACGAAACCACGGGUGCCACAUUAUUCUAUACGUUGAUCAAUCUCGCCAUGUACCCAGCUUGGCAAGUGGAGGUUCAACGCGAGCUUGAUGCCAUUUUCGGGGACAGUGGUACCGAAACUUGGUCACAUGGCGAGUAUAUGAAGAAGUUGCAGUACAGCAAAAUCGAUGCUACGAUUCUAGAGACACUUCGACUAUUUCCUCCAAAUGGUCUGAUCCCAAAACACUCUGCACUUGACCAUCCUUCCAUUCUAAGAUACAAGGAGAAGGAUAUCACAAUUCCACCAAAUACGAGACUCUUGGUCAUGAUCGUCAGCGCGCAUCGAAAUCCCCAUUAUUGGCCACCGCCCAACGGCAGCUUUGCUGUUGAUCAAGAAGCAAAUCGGCAAGAUACGAAUGAAUACCGACCCGAGCGAUGGUUCGUGAGGAAAAGCAUAGCAGAGGCAUAUGGAGGGAAGAUCGUUGAUUCCGACUCGGUUAAUUCUGAUGGUCAGCACGGAUUCUUCGUUCCCUGCAAAGGCGCCUUCAUCCCAUGGUCCAUUGGCGCAAGACAAUGCAUCGGUCGGAACUUUGCCCACGUGGAGCUGUUGGUAGCAAUUGCGAUCAUCUUGAGAGAGUGGAGCGUUGAAUUGGUGCUCGAUCAAGUUGACAGAUGCGAUGAAGAAACUGGGAAAGGACGGUGGGAAUCUGCGAGAAUGAGAGCGGAGGAGCGUUUGAGGGAUGGGAUGUAUAACUAUAUCACUAUGCAGUUGGGAAAUGGUUUGAUUCCACUUAGGCUGGUGAAGAGAGGAGAUGAAGGGGUAGUUGUGUGAGAGUUUUGG
Messenger RNA from Mollisia scopiformis, 1866 nucleotides. Its product is annotated as cytochrome P450. The record is from RefSeq and is a predicted model, not a curated record. The transcript has 9 exons. Bases 1 to 1857 code for a protein of 618 amino acids. Gene Ontology annotation, molecular function: iron ion binding; oxidoreductase activity, acting on paired donors, with incorporation or reduction of molecular oxygen; heme binding. NCBI's taxonomy places the organism in Eukaryota, Fungi, Ascomycota, Leotiomycetes, Helotiales, Mollisiaceae.